Gigantopelta aegis is the source of this 4534-nucleotide messenger RNA. RefSeq lists its product as uncharacterized. Gene Ontology annotation, cellular component: plasma membrane; protein-containing complex. Gene Ontology annotation, biological process: heterophilic cell-cell adhesion; establishment or maintenance of epithelial cell apical/basal polarity. Lineage: Eukaryota; Metazoa; Mollusca; Gastropoda; Neomphalida; Peltospiridae. The record is from RefSeq and is a predicted model, not a curated record. Gene Ontology annotation, molecular function: calcium ion binding. The transcript is spliced from 29 exons. Bases 371 to 4381 code for a protein of 1336 amino acids.
UGUCAACAAAGCUGUUUGUAUUUGUGAAGAUCCAUAUGAAAUAGAUACAGCAUCAGGUUUGUGUAAGCUGGUUGAUCACUGCAGUCCAGACAGGUGUACCACAAACCACACAGUUGACUGUUCAAACAGUCUUGAAGGGUUUACCUGUCGGUGCAAGGAAGGUUUUGACGGUUCUCUCUGCCAGCACAACACAGAUGACUGUGCCUCCAAACCCUGUGGCAAUGGAACUUGUACAGAUGAUCUUGAGUCUUACAGUUGUACCUGUGAAGAUGGAUGGGAAGGUGAUAAUUGUAACAUAAACACAGACGACUGUCAAAACCAGUGCUCUGAAGACCACUCUUACAACUGCACAGAUCUUUUACAAGACUACAUGUGUAAUUGCAAACCCGGGUAUACUGGAAAAAACUGCACAGAUGAAAUUGAUGAAUGUCAGCUGUUGCCGUGUGAACAUGGUGGGAACUGUACUGACCGUGUUGCAGAUUUCACGUGUAGAUGCCCUGAUGGAUGGGAAGGGAAGACCUGUGCAGAUCCGUACAACUAUUGUAACGACACUAUAUGUGACAACAACGGAGCCUGCUACAGCCUCAAGGAUACGUUUUACUGCAGUUGUGAGGCUGGCACCCAAGGAACACGAUGUGAAACCUCUCCCCCGGUGUGUGACCGUAUCAGUCCGUGCACAGACAAAGGCAAAUGUGAUGAAUCGGGAGGAACUGCAAACUGUACUUGUGAGAAAAAUUAUACUGGGGUGUCGUGCCAGCUGAUUAAAGAUUCCUGUUCCGCUGAUCCCUGUAAUCCAGGAGGAAGCUGUAAAACUCAGACUGUUGGCUACAGCUGCGAAUGUAUGAAUGGCUACCAAGGAGACGAUUGUGAAGUAGAAAGCCCACUGUGUGGUAGUGGUGCCUGUUUAUCUGGACAAUCCUGUGAGCAAGAAGGGAGGGUCAAGUACUGCUUGUGUCCUGCUAAACAAGUGUUUGGGGGAAGCGCGUGUAAAGAUGGUUCACUUAACUUUGACCUGUGGUUUGACAAGGGCAUGGUGUCUGAUGAUGUGUUGUCCGGACAACCUUUCAAGUUUAACAGUACUGGAAACAUGACAGUGAUGUUCUGGAUUGGUCUGUUGACUGACAUAUCAAGUGGAACUGUCUUCAAGAUGAAAAACGACAUGGACAAUACAAUGUUCCUUGAGGUUAAGACCAACAAUGUAAGCUUUAAGGGAAAUGAAAUCGCAAUGACAGUGUCUGCUGGCAAGUGGAACCACAUUGCUGUAACUUGGCAGUCCGAUGGAAAGUAUGAACUGAUCAUUAAUGGCAUUAAAAAGAAUGGUGCCACUACACAGCCUGCAUUUCAAGAGAAAUUGGUAAGGCUUGUGUUUGACAGUCAGUUCACUGGAUAUGUUUCCCAGCUUACAGUGUGGCGAGACAUUUUACCGUACACUGAUAUACUAAAGGCCAUUAAUAAUCCCCAGUAUCUACCUUCAUUUGACCUUGCACUUGGAUGGUAUGACUACAGUCUGACAAAAUCUACCUGGAGACUGACACCAAGUCGAGCAGUGGCCGAGAGAAAACUGUGUGAUGCACAACGAUUCAUGGACUCAACAUGUGAUAACAAAAUGGAUAAGAUGGCUCCACUCUCAAACCACUGCCCUGAAUCAGCCAUUCAUAAGAUAUCCCCUUCCAGAACAGUGCAGGUCCGAAAUGUUGUACAACCAGCAAUCACGUUUGGAGGACAAGAACCAAUUACAGAUAAUUUGAAAGGUGAUUUACUUACCUGGGGUGCUUACCAACUUGUGUAUGCUGCCACAGAUGAGGCUGGCAACAUUGGAGACUGUCGAUUCAAACUUUAUGUGAAAAAACAAGAUUGUACUGCUGCCAAUGUCUACUCAUCACCAACACUAUGUGGAACUACUAAAGCAGUACAGGGAUUCUGCCCUAUAAAUAAAAAGCCUGCAAUGCCCUGGCCAAAUAUUAUUAACUGUGGCGUUCUGGGAUCCUACAAUCGACUUGAUCCAUUCCAGAUGCCUGUGGAACCAACUUGUGGAGCAACUCGGAGUCAGAAAUUCACAGUGACUCUUGAAAUAAAAUAUCGAAUGCUGCUUCAAUGUACCACGACUAAGGUGAAAUUGCUAAAGACUGAGGUUCAGUCAGCCUUCCAAACACUUGGAUCUUCAUGGAGUGGUCUUACAAACAACUUGGCAAUUUCUGGGUACUGCUCAGAACCAGCAUCAUUGGAAGUGUUCAUUAAGGCAGAAUUCUCAAAGUUGUUAUCUGCAAUCAAGAGCCUGCCACCCAUUGAAAUCAUCAAACGAGCUGUCAUAGAAGACAAUAUACUGGAAGGAGCCGCCUUCUUGAAUAUUGCCAAUGCUGAACUCCAGAAAAAUGAAGUAGUGCUUGAUCAGUUUGCUUCAUGCGACACUGACGCAUAUGUCAUUGUUGGAAAUGAUUGUGUACAAUGUGGACCUGGUUCUAUCUUCAAUGCCACACUGAAGCAGUGUGUUUUGUGUCCUAUUGGGUCUUACAAUCCAACAUCAGGAAUAUCAGACUCGUGUAAGCAAUGUACACCACCUAAGACAACUCUGAGGAGAGGAAGUGAUGCUUCUACCGACUGUGUUGCUAACUGCCCAGUGGGUCAAUACCUGAAUAAUUCGGUAUGUACUGAUUGUCCAAAAGACUACUAUCAGAAUGAAGAAGGAAAAGAUUAUUGUCGACCGUGUCCUCUUGGCAAAAUAACAAAGAAUCCCAAGACAGAUUCCAAAGAUAAAUGUUUUGAUGACUGUCCUUCUGGAACUGAGCUCAGUGAAGGUGGUAAUAUUAAUUGCACCGACUGCCAGCAAGGAUAUUACCGGACUCAGACAGUGCAAGAUGUGUGUACUAAAUGCCAGACUGGCAAAACCACAAGUGAAAACAAAUCUAGAUCAGAAGCGGAUUGCAACUUGCCCGACUGUCAAAGUGGAAAUUUCAUUAAUGCAACAGAUAAUAAUACAUGUCACAUGUGCCCUAUUGGUCAGUACCAGCCUGUCAAGUGGCAGUUUGAAUGCAUGAGAUGUAAUGAGAACUACACCACUAAAUCUGAGGGUUCAACAUCUGUGAAUAACUGCACAUUCUACUGUCCGGAGGGAUAUGAAGUUGAAUCAGCACAAAAUGAAAAAUGCCGAAUCUGUCCGCGUGGAACAUACCGACAGAACAUUGGAAAUGAGAGAUUUUUACCAUGUCAGAACUGUACACCAAACACAACCGAUGGUCCUGGUUCUAAAACCAUGACUGACUGCUCCAUUCCAAUUUGUACAGCCGGUCAAAAAAUUACAAAUAAUCAAUGUAUGGACUGUCCAGUUGACACUUACCAGAAUGUCAGCUUACCAGAUUCAAACACCAGAUGUAUGAAUUGCCCUGAGGACUUUGGUACGAUGACCAACAAAUCUACUGCAGAAACUGACUGUAAAUCUGUUUGUCCUGAAGGAAAACAGUACAAUACUACAAGUGCAUCGUGUGUCCCAUGUCCUCAAGGUUACUGGAAGAACGAUUCUAUGAGGUUUGAUCAGUGUGAAAUGUGUCGUGAGAACUACACUACUCCUGGUGAAGGUUCAACCAAUCCUGGUAACUGCUCAAUAAGAGAUUGUGCACCAGGAACGAAAAUAAGUGGAGAAAACUGUGAGCCCUGUCCAUUUGGCGAAUACCAGGAUGAACCAAGACAAACUGUCUGCAAAGAAUGUGGAACAAACCUGAACACGUCAAAAACAGGAGCUUCCAGUAUUGAUGACUGUACAGUAUCAUGUGCACCAGGACUAGAGGGUCCGAAUGGCUCAUGUGUGGCAUGCAAAGAUGAUACUGUGAAAUCGUACAAUGGUAAUGGACAAUGUGAAACAUGUACUGGAAACAAGACAUCCAAUGAUAACCAUACCAGUUGCACAGGUGAAGUGUUUUGUGCCGUUGGUGCCGAAUAUGUGUCAUCCACAACAGACUGUUCUCUAUGUGCAAUUGGCUCCUUCAAGAAUAUCCGCGGUAACAUUCCCUGUGUAGCCUGUCCUGGAAACUACACUACUGCCAGUGUUGGAAUGACAUCCAAGACUAACUGCAGCAAAUUGCACUGUGUACCUGGGUUCUAUGGCUCAUCAGAUUCCUGCAUCCCAUGUGAUUUCGGCUUCUACAAGUCCGUCAAUGGCACUGACAACUGUACUAAAUGUGACGAGUCCCUCACAACCAGCAGUAAAGCUUCGACUGCCAAGUCAGAUUGUUCAGUUGUUGUGUGUGGCGCUGGGUCUUAUCGAAAUCAGAGCAACCAGUGUCAGCCGUGUCCAAAGGGCAAGUACCAGCCAAUGAGUGGGAUGGAUUCCUGUGAGUCGUGUCCGAACGACAACUAUACGACUGAGAAUCCAGGAUCAACCCAGUGAAGAUCAGUGCCUGAAAGUGUGUGAGAAGGGACACUACCGCAAUAAGAACAACACGUGUUCAAUUUGUGGUCUUGACUUCUACCAGCCCAGUGAAGGACAAGCGGCAUGUAUCACCUGUUCUUCUGAACAUCCUUACACCACGGCUAACACUGG